AUGUCGUCCAUACAGCAACGCAAAGACGAGAUCCUCGCCAAGAAGGCCAAGCUCGCAGAGCUCAAGCGACAGCGCGAGUUGCGCCAGAAGGACUUCACCACCAACAGGCAGAGUCUCGAUGCCCCCGAGCUAGUCGCACCGUCCCCGAGGAGCUCCAGUGCCACGAAACGAGAAGACAUCGAGUCCCUUAUAUCCUCCCUGGUCGAUCGACCCUCAUCCACAACCCCUGGCACACCGACCAACAAGAAGCGGAGUAGCAGAAUUGAUCAAUCCUCCGACGAUGCGAGCACACCGUCAGUGACAUACCAGGACGCAUCAACCGAGCCGCAGACGUUGUCAUUCGCUAGCCUGACCACCGUCUACGAGAUACACGUGGAGUCCAAGCCAGAGGUGAUAUCCUACAGCAAAGGCGUCCAGACGGAGCAGCAUUGGCAGCCGGAUCCGGAUAGUGAAGACUCUGGUGAGGUAAACAGCGCAGAUCGAAGCCCUUCUAGACGACGGAGAAAGUUGAGCCAGCGCGAACGAGAACUUGAGGAGGAACAGAUCAGACAGAAGCUGCGACAGGAAAUUGAAGAGGAGCUGAAAGCGCUCAAACUGGAUGAGGCGGCGCAACCAGAGAGGGAGAGGUUUCCAGCACGGGCACUCGCACCAGAGGAAUUGAGUGCUGUGAUCAGUAGCAAUGACCUUCUGGACUUUGUGGAAAGGAGCAGCAAAGUCAUAGAGCGGGCAUUAGAUGAGGAGUACGAUGUGUUGGCAGACUACGCCUUGCAGUCUCGCGAGGUAGAAGACGACGAGUACGUGGGCAGGAGAGGGCGAAGAGUCAAAGAGGUGGCGCAAUUCGAUCUGGAUGAUGUGAUGGGUGGCAAGCGCAUCAUCAGCGACAUCGACUUCAGUCCAAAAUUCCCGGAACUCUUCUGCACCGCCUACACGAAAUCAGCGCGAUCUCCUCACACACCGCCAGGCCUGUUGAAUGUAUGGAACAUGCACCUCAAGGGACGGCCGGAAUACAGCUUGCAUGCCACUUCAGACCUGCUGUCUUGCCAAUUCCAUCCUUACCAUCCAUCGCUCAUACUCGGGGGUACCUACAGUGGUCAACUCUGCCUGUGGGACACUCGCGCACGUAAUCAACGGACAGGCGAGCCUGUACAAAAGACACCCCUCACAGGUGGGCGGACAGGACACGCACAUCCCAUCUACAGCCUGUCGGUGGUUGGCACACAAAACGCAUCCUCGGUAGUGUCGGUGUCUACCGAUGGCGUAGUCUGCGCCUGGUCAACCGACAUUCUCACUCAACCUCAAGAGUACCUCGAACUACAUGCGCCGAACCCAUCGGCAUACAAGACUGACGAUGUGGCACCAAGCUGCAUCUCGUUUCCUGCUUCCGAUCCGACAUACUUCCUUGCUGGGACAGAACAAGGCAGUAUCUUUCCAGUACAUCGAUACGAUCGUGCGGGUGCCAAAUCUGGCGUGGACGCAAGGACGAGUUACAAAGGCCAUGAAGCACCCGUCACUGGCAUAGACUUCCAUCCGGCCCGCGGCAAGAUUGAUCUGGGCGAUCUGUUCGUCAGCUGCGGGCUGGACUGGAGCGUCAAGGUAUGGCGCGCGAGACCGCCCACGACCAAUAGCGCUACAAUCUCCGGAAAUGCAGAGGUUAUUCGACCGCUUGUUUCCAUUGAUCGUGAUGACAGCGUGUACGAUGUAAAGUGGUCCCCUACCAAGCCUGGCAUCUUCGGCUGCGUAGAUGGUGGUGGUCGGCUCGACAUAUACGACAUGAACGCGAGUUCAGAAGUCCCGGUUGGGGGCGGAAGACCUAGCCAUGUCGAGAAGGAUGUUUACUCACUCAAGAGCCUCAACAAGCUCGCGUGGGAGAAGAGUCAGGGACGCCAUGUAGCUGUUGGCGGGCUGGACGGCAUUACCACAGUGUUCGAGGUCGGAAGCGAGCUCGGAGGCGUAGAUACGAAGCAGGACUCGUGGGUCGGUGUCAAGAAGUGGGUUGGGAGACAGACCAAGACCAAGGUUGAAGUGUAA
This is a messenger RNA of Fulvia fulva, 2028 nucleotides long. RefSeq names its product Cytoplasmic dynein 1 intermediate chain 2. The coding region runs from base 1 to 2028 and encodes 675 amino acids. The record is from RefSeq and is a predicted model, not a curated record. Gene Ontology annotation, molecular function: dynein heavy chain binding; dynein light chain binding. Gene Ontology annotation, cellular component: cytoplasmic dynein complex. NCBI's taxonomy places the organism in Eukaryota, Fungi, Ascomycota, Dothideomycetes, Mycosphaerellales, Mycosphaerellaceae. The transcript is spliced from 2 exons. Gene Ontology annotation, biological process: transport along microtubule.